GCGGCGGCGCGCAGGCCUCGCAGGGCUUUGGCGGCGCGGGCUUCGCGGGCGGCGUGUCCGGGCGCAUGGGCGAGCAGGGCGGCCUGCGCACGGGGUGGCUCGCGGCGUUUUCGACCGAGGGCUACGACGGCGAGCCGCCGCUGAUGGAGGAGCUGGGCAUGAACUUUGGGCACAUCCAGACAAAGACGCUCGCAGUGUUGAACCCGCUCAAGACAAUCGACCACCACCUCAUGGACGACUCCGACCUCGGCGGCCCGAUCCUCUUCUUCCUCCUCUUCGGAACCUUCCUGCUGUUCUCGGGCAAGGUGCACUUCGGCUACAUCUACGGCCUGGCCCUCCUGGGCUCGACCUCGCUGCACGUCAUCCUCUCGCUCAUGUCCCCCGUCGACGACCCCAACGCCCAGCCAGCCUACCCGCAGUACAACGAGCCCCAGCGGCCGUCCCAGACGCAGCAGGGCGGCCACUUCUCCACGACGCUGACCUUCCCGCGCUCCGCGUCCGUCCUCGGAUACUGCCUGCUGCCCCUGGUGGCCACCAGCCUCGUCGGCAUCGUCAUGCCCAUGGACACGCCCCUGGGCAUCGUCAUGACGACCGCGGCCAUCAUGUGGUGCACCUACAGCGCCAGCGGCAUGUUCUGUGCUGUUGGCAGGAUGCGGGGCAUGCGAGGUCUGGUAGCGUACCCCCUUGCGCUCUUCUACGUUGGCUUCGGAAUUAUGGGCAUUUUCAGCAGUCGAGGAAGCGGGAUGUUGACCACUGCGGCCUCCAAUUAAGCGAAUCAUACCUACAACAGCCGCAUUCGGUGCUAGGACAGCGAUUAACUCCAUCAUACAUCCAUACACAACCAUUCAGCAUCAGCCGAGCGGACACCGUGUCCGUGGCGGCCAGAUCAUCUAGGGGCAGAGUGAUGGUGGGCAUCACGACGGAAAGGCGUUUCUGAGCAAAGGGCAUUGACGAGGUGGACUCUUUGGGCGCAUGGACAAGGUCCAUUUGUAUUAGAUUAAUAUCGAGAAUUAACGACCAAAAACUCAUGAAC
Messenger RNA from Ilyonectria robusta, 1033 nucleotides. RefSeq lists its product as uncharacterized. Gene Ontology annotation, cellular component: membrane; trans-Golgi network. The transcript is spliced from 2 exons. The record is from RefSeq and is a predicted model, not a curated record. Bases 66 to 770 code for a protein of 234 amino acids. NCBI's taxonomy places the organism in Eukaryota, Fungi, Ascomycota, Sordariomycetes, Hypocreales, Nectriaceae. Gene Ontology annotation, biological process: vesicle fusion with Golgi apparatus; endoplasmic reticulum to Golgi vesicle-mediated transport.